This is a messenger RNA of Camponotus floridanus (Florida carpenter ant), 4258 nucleotides long. Its product is annotated as succinate dehydrogenase [ubiquinone] flavoprotein subunit, mitochondrial. The transcript is spliced from 16 exons. Gene Ontology annotation, molecular function: electron transfer activity; flavin adenine dinucleotide binding; succinate dehydrogenase (quinone) activity. Lineage: Eukaryota; Metazoa; Arthropoda; Insecta; Hymenoptera; Formicidae. Gene Ontology annotation, biological process: tricarboxylic acid cycle; mitochondrial electron transport, succinate to ubiquinone. The record is from RefSeq and is a predicted model, not a curated record. The coding region runs from base 180 to 3563 and encodes 1127 amino acids.
UGCACGGCGAUGCGCAGUUGGGUGUACUAAUGAAAGAAGGCGAGAUUCACACUUUGUGAGUCGGUGAUGGGACCGAAAAUAAACCUCGCGAUUACAACAGUUGUAAGAGCGCCACUCUUACUAGAGCCGGCUUGGCUCGCACAGCCUCUCAGUCGGUGACUUGAUGCGCUCGCAAUCAGAUGCUGUGCUGCGUCCCGAAGAGUCUCGCGGACGGAGAUCCGUUCCACGACGAGGCCUCGUUCCAUGACGAGGCCUCGUUUCACAACGAGGAUCUUUUUCACGACGAAGCUCCGAAUAAGACAUCACUAUCUAUUUGCGAAACAUGGGUCAAACUAUAUCCUGAAGAAGAUGCGCCGCCGCCGAUUCUGUUGCCUUGCGCGAUCUGCGCGCGGACUUUCAUGCCGCAGUCGUUGGAAAAACACGCGAGGAUAUGCGAACGCGCCGCUGCCAAGAAACGCAAACCCUUCGACUCGGCUAAACAGAGGAUCCAGGGUACCGAGUUGGCUGAGUUUCUGCCCAAACAGGAGCCCCGGCGACAUCACCAGGACGAGAAGACCAGAUCCUCCUGGAAGAAGACCCACGACGAUUUCCUGCGAACCAUCCGCGAGGCGCGCGGCGAAGUUAUGGACUCGAGUAAUAAACAAUGCUAUUCACUGAGCUCCUCGGGUGCGCCGACUCGCGCCAAUGAGAAGGGCACGUGUCUCACGUGCAAUCGACAAUUCGGUAUCAAAGCCUACGACCGUCAUGUCGCCUGGUGCAAAGAUAGGAUCACUCGGAUGCCGGUGAGUCCGGCGACAAAUUUGGCGAAGGAGCGAUUGGAGGCGCGCAUGAGAUAUAAAGCACCAGUCAUGAAGAAUCGGCGAGCUAUCACUCGAGAAAAGUACAGCCCGAGCUCGGCGGUGAACCAAGGUGCCAAGACCUCUGUGUCGUCGCCGGCUCUCGUCAAAUCGAAGGAAAGUGUCUCGGUGACCAAUGGCAGUCGACAAAGUCCAAUGAAACAAAAACCAGUUGUCGUGAAACGUCCUGGACAGCUCAAGGAAUCUCCUAUCUCAUCUGGACCUAUGAAAUCGCGCCUCAUCGAUCGCACAAACAAGAAAAUUGAACUGACGACACGUCCCGCCUGGUGCAAUUACGUGCGCAGAAGGCCGGACUUUAAUCUUGUGCUUAAAGCUAGAACCGGCACGAGCAAGGAUUACGAUCCAUUUCUACUGGCCGAGCAGCAGAUGAACGACCUGCUGUCGGACAUGAGCGAUCAGUCCAUGACGGGGAGUCCCAAACUUCAACAAACUCACGACAAUCUAUAUCCACUCUCUCAUUCCUCCGCCUUCAUAAAAUAUCCCAUCUCUCACAAGAGAUCGUCUCUGAUAGAGCCUCCUCUCGAGUUCGACGAUGUUGCAUCCGACUUUUCGAGCGACUCCACCGAGACCAACUCGAUCUCGCGUGAGAUCUUUCUCUCGAGACCCAUUCUCACGAAUAAGGAUAUAACAGAUAGCGCGGGCUCAAAACCCAUCAAGGAAUUAGGCAGGCGAGUCAUAAUCGAUAAAUCGAAAGCACUGGGUGUCGACGAGCGUCGCGGUGUCGUCGGCAGCGCCGACAGAUCGCGCAAGAUUUUUGACAAGAUCACGCCUACGAAAUCGUUGAUUGAUCGGUCCAAUUCGAUCCGGGCUUCGUCUGCGCCCAGGAUUAACUCAGGCUCCGACAGAAAGAUCUCGAGCGAUAUCAGGAAGAACUAUCCUCUGAUAGAUCAUUGCUACGACGUGGUGAUAGUAGGAGCGGGAGGCGCAGGAUUAAGGGCGGCCUUCGGUCUCGGUAACAAAGGAUAUCGCGUAGCGGUGGUGUCGAAACUAUUCCCGACCAGGUCGCAUACUGUCGCCGCCCAGGGUGGCAUCAAUGCCGUCAUUGCCGAAGAGAAAGAGGACAAUUGGCUCUACCACAUGUACGAUACUGUGAAAGGAUCCGACUGGCUGGGUGAUCAGGACGCUAUACAUUUGCUCGCGAGGGAAGCGCCUCGAGCGAUCUUCGAGCUCGAAAAUUAUGGCUGUCCUUUUAGUCGUACGGAAGACGGCAAGAUCUAUCAGCGUGCUUUCGGCGGUCAGUCGUUAAAAUUCGGCAAAGGUGGACAAGCUAAACGAACUUGCGCCGUCGCCGAUCGAACCGGCCAUGCGGUGCUUCACACCCUUUAUGGACAGAGUCUUCGCUACGACGUGCAUUACUUCAUCGAGUAUUUUGCUCUUGAUCUGCUCAUGUAUGGUCGAUGCUGCAAAGGGGUCCUUGCGUGGGAAUUGGAGACCGGUCUUCUGCAUCGAUUCAGAGCUCAUCAUACGGUGAUCGCAACGGGUGGUGCUGGAAGAUGUUUCCUCUCCUGUACCGCGGCGCAUGCUUGCACUGGUGAUGGUAUGGCAAUCGCAUGUCGAGCGGGACUGCCACUGCAGGACAUGGAGUUUGUCCAGUUUCAUCCGACCGGCAUUUACGGCAGCGGCAUACUCAUUACUGAGGGCAGCAGAGGAGAAGGUGGCAAGCUCGUUAACUCAAAGGGAGAGUUCUUCAUGGAGAAGUACGCGCCUAUAGCUAAGGAUCUGGCGUCUCGCGACGUCGUCUCGAGAGCUAUGACCGUCGAAAUACUGGAAGGAAGAGGUGUCGGGCCAAAGAAAGAUCAUAUUCACUUGCAAUUAAGUCACCUACCAGCUGAGCUGAUACACGAGAGGUUGCCUGGAAUUUCGCACCUUGCCUGGGUGUUCGCUGGAGUGGACGUGACAAAGCAACCGAUCCCUGUAAUUCCCACGGUGCACUAUAACAUGGGCGGCAUACCUACAAAUUGGCGUGCACAAGUAUUAACGCGAGAAAACGAGGAAGACAGACCGAUCGAAGGUCUCUGGGCAGCUGGCGAGACUGCAUGUGCAUCUGUUCAUGGCGCUAAUCGAUUGGGCGCUAACAGUCUUCUGGAACUUGUGGUUUUCGGCAAAGCCAUCGCUGAUCAGAUCGACUGUAUCGCCAGACCCGGCGAACGUCACGAAGAUCUGUCGCCAGAUAUCGGUGAAGAAUCGAUUUGUCGCUUCGAUGCGACCCGUUAUACGAAAGGCUGCGUUCCUGUGGUCGAGCUGCGCGACGAGAUGCAACGCACGAUGCAGAAGUAUUGCUCGGUAUUUAGGACUUGCGAUAUUUUGCAACGUGGAUGCAGGGAAAUAACCCGUCUCUACACGUGCGACUUACCGGAUCUAUGUGUGCAAGAUCAGUCUCUCAUUUGGAAUACUGAGCUCGUCGAGGCCUUGGAGUUACAAAACAUGAUGCUUGUCUGCAUGCAUAUCGUCUACGCCGCCGAGAAUCGAAAGGAGUCAAGAGGCUCGCACUUCAGGGAAGAUUUCAAGGAGAGAAUUGACGAGUAUAAUUAUACAAAACCGCUCGAAGGACAAAAACAACGACCUUACGCGGAACACUGGCGUAAGCAUACGCUUACAUGGGCUCAGGAAGAUGCAUCGGUUUGCAUCUCUUAUCGGCCUGUUAUCGACACGACUCUAGAUGAGAGCGAGGCUCAACAUGUGCCGCCUGCAGUUCGCGCGUAUUGACGUCAUAAACGAUUAAUUGCAAGCAGUCGAUUAAUUGAAAUAUAACGAGAGCUAUGCGAUUAUGAAUCUGAUCGGCUAUCUCGUUACAAUUGCAUUAAUGUCACGUUUGAAAUCGAGCAUACGAAAUCUGGAAAUUAACGAAGCAAAGAAAUCAUCAUAAAAUUCAUGAAAAAAAUUUCUUGUUCAUAAAAAUGUAUUUUUUAUAGAUAAUCUAAGUACGUCCUACAUUUCUUGAUGGCCUCGCAACAGAUAUAUUAACGGUAACUAAUUGGCAUUAAUUAAUGCGCUCGACGCAACUGUAUCAAUUAGAUGCACUGGGGAAAAAAUGAAUUGAGAUUGGGAUUAUAUUCUUAAGAUAGAUUUCAAAAGAUAUUCUUUUAAGUUUUGUAUGUUAAAAAGAUUGGUAGAGAAUGAAGCAAUGCAAGAAAGAGUGUUAUAAGUAAUAAUGAUGAGAUAUCUCCUUUUAUCUUUAUACACGAAAAAAACAAAUGUGAUUCGGCAUAAUUUAACAAUGUCAUUACAAUGUCUUUGACAUAUGUUAAUUUCAUAAGAGAUCGUUAAUCACAACUCCACUGAUGAUAACACAAUUACAGUAUCGUAAUAAAUGUUGAAUAAAUUAUUUACUGAAGACAUAAAUUUCUUUACUAAGAGAGGAUAAUUUACGACCACCUUAUUUAGCUUAUGUAAUAUUAUAU